Molecule: messenger RNA, 2575 nt
Organism: Exophiala oligosperma
Lineage: Eukaryota; Fungi; Ascomycota; Eurotiomycetes; Chaetothyriales; Herpotrichiellaceae
Exons: 3
Coding region: 53-2476 (807 amino acids)
Biological process (GO): intracellular protein transport; vesicle-mediated transport
Cellular component (GO): membrane coat; AP-3 adaptor complex
Source: RefSeq, a predicted model, not a curated record
CGCUGUGUUACACAAGAAUAACGGCGGUGACAGGCAAAAUCUGACAUCCAGCAUGGAGUCAACAUCCCGGAUCUCGUCCUUAAUGGACCCAGCAAGAGACUUGACUGUGGAUGCUGCUCAGGCCAUGAGCAAGGCUCUGAAAGGCGGUAGCUCAUCUUCACGGAACAUACCUUUCACAAAACUGAAGGCACUUCUUGAUAGCAGAAGCGAUCGAGAUAUACUCGAUGGGUUGAAAAGAGUCAUAUCCAUGAUAUAUCAGAACAAACCAUGUCUGCCAUACUUUUCGUCUGUCGUCAAAAACGUUGCCAACCCAAAUUUGGAGGUCAAGAAAUUGGUCUACAUCUAUCUGCUACAUUAUGCGGAAUCAGACCCGGACCUGGCGUUGCUUUCGGUCAAUGCCAUCCAAAAAUCUCUCACUGAUCAGAAUCCCCAAGUCAGGGCUCUGGCCUUACGGACCAUGUCAGGUAUGAGGGUACCAGUGAUUAGCCAGAUAGUUUCCCUCGCCAUCAAGAGAGGCGCGGGAGACAUGAGCCCCCAUGUCCGCAAAGCAGCCGCCCUGGCCAUUCCAAAAUGCUACAACCUCGACCCCAACACGCUACCACAAUUACUCGACUACCUAUCUACAUUAAUUGGCGACAAACAGUACUUUGUUGUCGGACCAGCUGUCCAAGCUUUUCUUGAGAUAUGCCCGGAACGAACCGACCUCAUUCACAAACAUUACCGUGGGCUGGUGAAGAAACUCGUCGACAUGGACGAAUGGAGUCAGUUAGCUACGCUACGACUCCUACUUUUUUACAGCCGCCGUUGUUUCCCUCAAAGAACAGAAAAAGUACCCAGAGUCAACAAAAAGGGGUUCUACGACGACGAACCAGACGAAGCCGUCGAAACCGACCAAAUCGUCGAGAUUCUCGACCCCGACCUGAAGCUCUUCCUCGACGGGUGUAAAUCUCUCCUCCGGAGCCGAAGUCCAGCGGUGACAACCUCAGUUGCGAGUGUGUUCCUCUACCUCGGAACUAGAGAUUACCUACAGGAAGCCGUCGGACCACUCAUCGGGCUCAUGAGGGGGGCUCCAGAAGUGGAAGAAGUCGCGCUAUGCAACAUCGUCUUGGUAUGCUUGUCAGCGCCAGAACUAUUCGUCCCAUACUCGUUACAUUUUUUAAUGCGAGCCCGAGACUCGCCACAAAUCUGGAAGCUCAAAAUCGAGCUCCUGACUCUUAUCUUUCCACAUGCGGCGUUGAACCUCAAAUCCAUCAUCUUGAGCGAGCUGGAGCAUUUUUCUCACAGUUCCGAUAUCGAAAUGAUCCGCGAAUCUGUGCGUGCAAUCGGACGUUGUGCACAGGUGGACCCGAAGAAUGCGCACCGAUGUUUCAAAGUCCUCCUCAAUCAGAUAUCGAGCUUCGACAAUGUUUUGGUUUCGGAGGUGCUGACAGUCAUGCGUCACCUCAUCCAGCAAGACCCGACAUCACACAGAAAGACCGUUGUCCGUCUGGCGCGAAAUCUGGACCGGACCGCGAGCCCCGAAGCCCGCGCCACCAUCAUCUGGCUCGUUGGGGAGUUUGCAAGCCUCGAUCCUGACAACAACAUCGCCCCGGACGUUUUGCGUAUACUUGUCAAAGGAUUCACCGACGAGAGUGAAGCCGCCAAACAGCAGAUUGUUCUGCUCGCAGCCAAGGUCUAUCUGCUCUUUUUACAAAAGCAUGUACCGACCGCCACGACCGACAACGACGACAACGGCCAGGAACAAAAUCACGACAACGACAGGUCCGUGACAAUUGACUCAUCCUACAUGGACCAUGCAAUAUCGAAGGUGUGGAACUACAUACUCCUGCUCGCUCGCUACGACACGUCGUACGACCUACGGGAUCGAGCAAGACUUUUCAAGGCCCUCCUCUCCAACCCACAAUCUAUACAACUGGCCGCACUUCUCCUCCUCGCGCCGAAGCCGGUCCCUCAUUCUCCAUCGCCGUCCGAAAGCCGCAAGGGCCUCGUGCUCGGCAGCACCACGCUCGUCUUGGGCACGGACGUCGCCGGCGUCUUGGGUCUUCCGGGCUACGAAGAACUUCCCAAGCGGGUGGAAGAAGGGCUCGAACCGGACCCGAAGCUUCGUGACGUCGGUGACCUGACUGAAAAGGAUGAGUACGUCCCCAUGUCGGCAAGAGGAGGGGCAAGUGCCACGGUCGCCGCGAGCAAGAGACUCGACGCCGCCGUCAGGGAUCAGGGGUUGGAAAAGGUCGUGGCCGCAGGAACGACCAAGCAGGCUGGAUCGAAGCCUAGAACACUAGAUGACUGGUUGGCCGAGAGUGAAGAAGAGGAGGACGAUGAGGACGACGAGACCGAGGAAGAAACCGAUGAAGGUACUGAAAGUGAGGAGGAGUCGGGUGAUGAAGAAGAAGAAGAGGAGAGCGAUGAAGAAGAAAGUGAGGACGACGAUGAAAAGGGUAUGCGUAAAGGUUUGAUAAGUAAGGGAUUGCCUUGAACGGGGCUUGUCCUUGUCCCGACGAUUAUACGUGUUUGUAGAAAAGUCACGUCGUGGUUCAGGUCAUGACUUCCCAACUCCCCGACCACCAAGUAUUCG